Molecule: messenger RNA, 6597 nt
Organism: Psylliodes chrysocephalus
Lineage: Eukaryota; Metazoa; Arthropoda; Insecta; Coleoptera; Chrysomelidae
Source: the annotation of a GenBank genome assembly
AUGGAAACUCUGCCCAGAACGGGAAAACAGACUGAUCCGAAUACAGCAUUUUUGAGGGCAGCUAGAGCUGGACAACUCGAUAAAAUACUAGAAUAUCUGGAUUCGGGCACUGUGCGAGAUAUAAAUACAUCAAAUGCUAAUGGUCUCAACGCCCUUCAUUUGGCAGCUAAAGAUGGUCACAUAGAAAUAGCUCGAGAGUUACUGAAAAGAGGUGCUAUACCAGAUGCAGCUACAAAAAAAGGAAAUACCUCAUUACAUAUUGCUUCUCUUGCCGGACAAGAGGAAGUGGUUCGUCUACUAGUCCAACAAGGUGCUUCUUUAAAUGUUCAAUCCCAAAAUGGUUUCACGCCCUUAUACAUGGCGGCGCAAGAAAAUCACGAUGGCUGUGUACGAUAUCUGUUAUCCAAAGGGGCCAACCAGGCACUGGCUACUGAGGACGGCUUUACUCCUCUGGCUGUAGCAAUGCAACAAGGCCACGAUAAAGUGGUCGCAGUUCUUUUAGAAAACGACACCCGGGGCAAGGUCCGAUUACCCGCCUUACACAUCGCUGCCAAAAAAGAUGACGUCAAAGCUGCCUCGCUCCUGCUCCAAAACGAACAUAAUCCCGAUGUUACUUCAAAAAGCGGGUUUACACCUUUACACAUUGCAGCUCAUUACGGGAAUGACAAAGUUGCUUCUCUUCUAUACGAAAAAGGUGCUGAUGUAAAUUAUACUGCGAAACACAACAUCACUCCACUUCAUGUGGCCAGUAAAUGGGGAAAAAUCAAUAUGGUAACCUUAUUGGUUGCGAAAGGUGCUGAUAUUCAAGCCAAAACAAGGGAUGGUUUAACGCCUCUACAUUGCGCGGCAAGAAGCGGACAUGACCAUGUUGUCGACGUGUUAUUGGAAAAUGGUGCUCCCAUGCAUGCUAAAACAAAGAAUGGUCUGGCGCCAUUGCAUAUGGCGGCCCAAGGCGAGCAUGUUGACGCGGCACGGAUUCUGCUGUACCACGGUGCUCCGGUGGACGAAGUGACCGUAGAUUAUUUGACAGCUCUUCAUGUGGCAGCUCAUUGCGGUCACGUUAGGGUCGCUAAACUAUUAUUGGAUAGAGGAGCGGACCCUAACGCUAGGGCGCUCAACGGUUUCACGCCGCUCCAUAUAGCUUGUAAGAAAAAUAGGAUCAAGGUUGUGGAAUUACUACUUAAGCACGGAGCAAGUAUUGGAGCAACAACUGAAAGUGGCUUGACUCCCCUUCAUGUAGCCAGUUUUAUGGGUUGCAUGAACAUUGUUAUUUAUUUAUUACAACACGAUGCUAGUCCCGACAUACCCACAGUUAGAGGUGAAACUCCUUUGCACUUAGCAGCCAGAGCCAAUCAGACCGAUAUUAUAAGAAUACUCCUUCGGAAUGGCGCAGCUGUCGACGCGAAAGCAAGAGAAGAACAGACUCCACUCCAUGUUGCCUCUAGAUUAGGAAAUGUUGAUAUUGUUAUGUUAUUACUCCAACACGGAGCCCAACCUCAUGCUACGACUAAAGAUCUAUACACCCCUCUUCAUAUUGCCGCCAAAGAAGGACAAGAAGAGGUCGCUUCAGUUCUACUCGACAACGGCGCCGACUUAACAGCUACGACCAAAAAAGGGUUCACGCCUCUACACUUGGCGUCCAAAUACGGCCACCUGAACGUCGCUAGGCUGCUACUUCAACGCGACGCGCCCGCCGACGCUCAAGGAAAAAACGGCGUGACGCCUUUGCACGUCGCGGCGCACUACGACCAUCAGCCCGUCGCCUUGUUACUUUUGGAUAAGGGGGCUUCCCCGCACGCCACCGCCAAGAAUGGACACACGCCGUUGCAUAUUGCGGCCAGGAAAAAUCAAAUGGACAUUGCCACCACUCUUCUAGAAUAUGGCGCUCAGGCAAAUGCGGAAUCUAAAGCCGGUUUCACACCUUUACAUCUCAGCUCUCAAGAAGGUCACUCUGAUAUGUGUUCUUUAUUGUUGGAGCAUCAAGCAAACCCCAACCACUCUGCUAAGAAUGGACUAACCCCUCUCCAUCUCUGCGCUCAAGAGGACAGAGUACCGGUAGGUCAACUUCUUUUGAGAGCCGGAGCUCAAAAGGACGCCCAAACCAAGCAGGGUUACACACCGCUACACGUCGCUUGUCAUCACGGUCACGUCAAUAUGGUUCGCCUGCUCAUCGAUCAAGGCGCUGACGUCAAUCCCACUACCCUUGCUGGUUAUACUCCUCUUCACCAAGCCGCUCAGCAGGGACACGUCUUGGUUAUUACGUUGCUGUUGAAAAAUAAGGCUGAUCCUAAUGCACUAACAAGUAAUGGACAAACUGCCUUGGGUAUAGCCAACAAACUGGGGUAUAUCAGCGUAGUGGAAGAACUGAAAGUGGUUACAGAGACGAACAUUACCACAACGACCAACAUCAAUAUUGAAGAAAAGUAUAAAGUUGUGGCUCCCGAAGCUAUGCAAGAAACUUUCAUGUCCGACUCAGAAGACGAAGGAGGCGGAGUGGACGAACAUCCAGUUGCUUAUGGCCGACCGACGCAUGCUCAGCACAUCUAUCUACCCUUCUACCAGGGACAUAUGACCUAUACACGUGAUGACCCCUUGUUAGACCAACAACAGUACAAAUACAUGACGGUCGAUGAUAUGAAGAGCUUCGGCGACGAUUCCAUGAGAAUGGACGUCACCAACGACGAAAAAAGUGAAUAUAAUCGAAAUUCUAUAGCACCAUCCCACUUAAGUAACGAUUUGAUUAUAACCCCUCAACAUGUAAGAGAAUAUUAUGCUACUAACACCUAUUCAGCACCAGAUAAUGUGGAUAUUAAUCGUCAACCAAUCACUGUUGGUGUUCCCAGUUGGAGAAAUUUCUUGGUGUCGUUCAUCGUCGACGCGAGAGGGGGAGCUAUGAGAGGAUGUCGCCAUUCAGGAGUAAGAGUUAUCGUACCUCCGAGAUGUGCUUCAAGUCCUACGAGAAUCACCUGUCGGUAUGUGAGACCACAAAGGACGCCCCAUCCUCCGCCGCUGAUGGAGGGCGAAGCCUUGGCGAGCAGAUUGUUGGAACUCGGGCCUGUUGGUGCUAAAUUUUUGGGGCCAGUUAUUAUAGAAGUUCCUCAUUUUGCUUCGCUGCGUGGAAAACAGCGGGAAAUAAUUGUUUUGAGAUCCGACAAUGGUGAAACUUGGAAAGAACAUACAUUGGAAGCGAGCGAAGAAGCAAUACAGGACGUGCUAAAUCAUAGUUUUGACGGAGAAGAGUUGAGCCAAAUUGAAGACUUACACACUAGUCGCAUAACUCGUAUUGUCACCAACGAUUUUCCACACUAUUUCGCAGUCAUAUCGCGUAUUAGACAAGAAGUACACGCCAUUGGUCCAGAUGGUGGUACCGUUUCCAGCAGUGCGGUACCAUUGGUUCAAGCGGUUUUCCCGCCGAAUGCACUUACUAAGAAGAUUAGAGUUGGCUUACAAGCGCAAGGCAUAGAACCCGAACUGGUAUCCAAACUACUCGGACACGGCGUUGCCGUAUCUCCAAUAGUAACUGUCGAACCUAGAAGACGUAAAUUCCACAAAGCCAUAACUCUGAGUAUGCCGGCGCCGAAGGCUCAUUCCCAAGGUAUGAUAAACCAGUACCAAGGAACCACGAAUACCACGCUACGAUUAUUGUGCUCUAUAACCGGUGGACAAAAUAAAGCGAUUUGGGAAGAUGUCACAGGAUCGACACCUCUGACAUUUGUCAAAGAUUGUGUGUCAUUUACGACAACUGUGUCUGCCAGGUUUUGGUUGAUGGACUGCAGAAAUGUAUCUGACGCUGCAAGGAUGGCCACAGAACUAUAUAAUCAGGCUAUGCAUGUUCCUUUCAUGGCAAAGUUCGUAGUAUUUGCGAAACGUGUAUCACCAUUAGAGGCUAGAAUAAGAGUCUUCUGUAUGACAGAUGACAAAGAAGAUAAGACUUUAGAACAUCAGGAACAUUUCACGGAAAUAGCCAAGAGCAGAGAUAUUGAGGUGUUGGAAGGUAAAGACGUUUUCAUGGAGUUUGGUGGUAAUAUCGUACCAGUUCUACAAUCUGGUGAUCAACCAAAAUUAGGUUUUAAAGCAUUCAGAGAAAAUCGUUUGGCUUUCACUAUACGACUAAGAGAUCAGGACGACGACGCAGCUGGACGUGUUAUUUUCAUGAGCGAUGCUAAAGUAGCAAGAGGAGAACCUAACCAAACGCCAUUGUGCACUCUUAACCUUGCUUUACCGAAAGAUGUCAUUACAAGCAGAGACUCUCAAUCAGAUCUACUAUCUUUAGAAAAAAAUAACAGUUAUCUUUUACACGGAGGCAUCAGUAAACCUGAUACCAUUCAUAGAGCAGAUUUUAGACUUUCCGAUAUUUGCAACUUACUGGAUGAAGACUGGGAGAAACUAGCAUUGGAAUUGGAUAUUCCACCUUCAGAUAUUGAUCUUAUCAGAGAAGAAUAUCCUGAAAAUCAACCUCAACAAGCCAUGAUAAUGUUUAGGUUGUGGUUGAGACAAAAAGCCAACAAAGCUACAGGCAACCAACUAGAACUAGCACUGAAUAAGAUUGGAAGACAAGACAUUGUAGACAAAUGCAUUUGCAACGUCGAAUUGGUGACUGAUGAUAUGGAGAAAGCGCUAGCUAAAAUACAUUUGGAUCAAUCCGGUUUUGAAAAUUUGAAAGAAGAAUUGGGUCCAUCUCGAGAUACGUCUCUGAGACGUGACACUCACGUUGACAAAUCUUAUUUGAGCAGUCAGGACGAAUUGGAUAGAAGCUCGAAAAUAGUAAGUGUUGAAACUCAAAAUGCCUUAAACAAACCAUCUGCCCCACCUGCAGAGAACAUUCCGUCUACAGAGAUGAUUAUAACUAACGAAAUCGAACCUACGACUCCAAUAAAAUCGGAACACGAUGCGAUACAAGAGAUAACGCAUCAACUGAACCAAUUACAUUCUACCCCUAAAAUGGGGGAUCCACAUGCACACACUCCACCCCCUAGUCCUGCCGAAUUUGGUGUAGCCGAACCAGUCGUGAACAAUAAACACGUUCACGAGAACGAAACGAAAGGAACUCCAAAACGCGAAGAAGAACUUUUUGCGUCCACUCCUAAACACUUCAGGAUCGAAGAGCCUAAAGUAGAUCCGAUUGCGAAGCUAAAGAAAAACGUCCACGACACGUUAACUUUCCUUCACCAGGAGAGAAACGAUUUUCUUCCUGAGGACGAUAUCAUCAUUCCGAGACGAAAAGAUGAUCACAUUUCAGUUAAAAUUAACCUAGAUAGUAUUCAGCUGAAAACUCCCAAGCGUUCGACGAGCGAUUUCGACGAGAGUUUUCAUGAAAUGGUAGAAAGAGAAGUAGAUGAAGUUAUUAGUGAAGCAGAAGAGGUUGUUAACAGUAGAUUAAGUAACUCAGAAACGUUGUAUGAUGAAAAUUUUAGUAAACCCCUUGAACAUUUAACGAACAAUAGAGACUUUGUUGAAGAAAAAGGUGAUAGUAUCUUUGACGAUAUAAGAACUAACACGGAAGAUUCUUUAGAUAACUUAGAAAGUCUUAAGGAAGAUUCUAUCUCAGUAAUACAAGAGAAAAGCGAGGAAGCGUUUAAAUUUUUAGAAAACGAAGCUUCAAGCCCGAUCAUUAGUAAACACGAUAUUGAUGAACAAUUCUUAGAAAAAGAAAGGGACGAUACGUUACAAGACGAUCUUUCUACAAAAUCACCUAAAACUCCCAGAAGUUCCAUACCUGUAGCGAAACCAAGAAAAAGUGUAGAAAAAGAUUCAGAAAUAGAAAGGGCUAUUUCACCUACUGAUCCAGACCUCUUAUCAAAAAUACCAGUGAUCAAGGGAGCUAAAGUAAAAACAAUAAAGAAACAUUCUAAAGAUCCCCUUAAAGAGUUUGUUGCUCUGUCUAGAGAUGUCAAUUGGGAUGACGACGAUGAAACUACUAAAAUAAUAGAAACAGUAACAACAACAGAUCCUAUUAUUAAAACGACAGUAACAAGGAUAACCACAGAAGCUAACAGCGAUAAUUCAAAAAGUAAAAUACCCAUUUUGCAUCCGGAUGUUCUAAAUUUAUCAUCGAUAAAUGAUUUGGAAACAUCGCCUAAAAGUAAGAUUCCAGUUUUAAAAACUGAAAGUACAAGAAUAAGUUCACCGGAAACAGUAAUUGUAGAAAAAACUCUAAUUUCACCUGAUACAAUGCGAAUUCUAGAAACGACUACUACGUCUACUUCAAUUCAGUCUCCCGGUUCGAAAGUGUCGACAAAGAGUAGUACAAUAGAUUCAGAAUCUGAUGAUGAUAGUCGCAGAAGUCCUUUAAAAGGGAUUUUAAAGAAGACGCCUACCAGAACAGUGGGCAGUUCGAGCGGAUCUGACGUUGCUUUACAUGAAGAGGGCGCCGAGCUAAGUGAGGACGAAUCAGAAGACUUCUAUCAACAAGAACCACAAUUUACGAUCGUCACACAAGAGACAGUGGAUCCUGUCACAGGAGCAAAGGUUACAAGAACAGUCAAAACUGCAACGCAAGUCAUCAGCUCUCCAUCAAACCAAACUGAAACCGACUUAAGGCACAACAUACAAAGUGUCUUGGAUCAAUUUAUGGCAGAGGAGCGGAAUCCUCAUUAA